This is a messenger RNA of Durusdinium trenchii, 2193 nucleotides long. The record is from the annotation of a GenBank genome assembly. NCBI's taxonomy places the organism in Eukaryota, Dinophyceae, Suessiales, Symbiodiniaceae.
AUGUAUCCCGACUAUGGCGACGAGCGCGUGAACCUGCUCCAAAAGAUUCAAACCAAGGAUGACUUCGCCGCGAAGAAGUGGCGCUGCCUGACGCAUCCCAGCCGUGCCAUGGAGACCCUGGCGCCCUGGGCGGUCUUGGAGGUGGGGAUCUUGACGGCCCGGGAUCUCACGGAACGUGACGCGGGCUACUUCUCCACCGACAUCGCCCCGGAUUCCUUUGUGCAAGUGCUUAUGGACGACCGUCCGCUUGAGAAGUGCAAGACCACAGUGGCAAGGGCAAAGAGUGAGCCAAUGUGGAUCUACAAUUGUGAAGUCGAGAUCAUGGCACCCAUGUCUAUGUUGCGCUUUCAAGUGAAAGAUAAUCGCCCAUCCGAGCAAGAUGUCGACAUUGGAUUCUUCGACAUUUGUGUCGGUGACAUCCCCUACCAUCAAGACAUCGAAGGAUGGUUUGAGCUUCGCUUCCAGGAGAGCUUGUUAUCUACCAGCGUGGACCGCUACAACAAUCAUUGUCAAGUUCGAGAAGAGACCAAGACGGAGGAGCAGUUUCAAGAGAUUCAGGAAGAGAAGGUGAACAACAGCACUGCUCUCAUGGACAUCCCUGACGAUGAUCACGAGACCAAGCUGGUGCAGAAGAAGCAACGCUACUCCAGCAGCAAGGAACGGGCCUUGGAUGCCUUCCAGGCCUGCGUCCAGUCCACCGCCGAUAAAGCUGAAGCGUAUGGCUUCGAGUCCUUGAGCAAAGCCAUGACCGAGGGCAAACGCAAGCGCCGUAGCAACGCCGGAGAGCUCUACGUGUCCUUGCGCUUGAAGUUACUGGUGAGCAAGGCAGACAGCAUGUUCGCCUAUGCCUUGGAUCCCCCUCUGAUGGUGAACUAUGGCGGAUUGAAGCAGGAGGUGACCUUGUCAAAGCAGGUGGACAUGCAGAGGUGCUACGACGACUUUUAUGAGGUGAAAGUUCACGUCUUGGACAACGCACUUCUAUGUUGUGCCUAUGGCUUCCGCUACCUCGUGAGCUGGCGCUCCACCCUCUUGUCAUUGAUUUACCUGGUGGGCUUACUCACUUGCUGUUGGAAGACCUACUUGAACUGGGCCAUCAUUCCGCUCUUGUUGGCCUUGUCCUUGUGCAUCAACUCCUUCACCGAGGCGCGCCAGUACAUGACCCGCGGUGGGCUGAAUGCACCCUUGACGGAGGAGGGCUUCAAGCAAACUGCUGCUUGGCGCGACAGCGGAGAGGUCCUGAAGUUCAUCGAACGGCUGCUGCGGGAGGAUAUGAAGGCCAUUGUGGAGGACCCCAAGGGACAGCUCAAGGCCUUCGCUGCGCAGUGCGUUCGUGAUGGAAAGCCCACACUGAGCUUGGAGGAGGCACGCUUGGCCUUGCUGGCCGCAGACUAUGUGGAGGACCAAAAGGUCUACUUCCGUCGAGGGGACUUGGUUUGGGUGGAUGGCCGCUACCCCGCGCGCGUGGAGAGCAGCAGCGGAGAUUUGGUGAAAGUCUCCUAUGAGAAGACGUUGAUCGUCGAGGAGAAACCUCCCGAGGAGGUCCGCACCCGACAGCUGAUCCUGCGCGCCGACGCCUUGGGCUUGCCGUCCCUGCCCGCCUUGGGCCCGGUGCGCAACGUGAUUCUGGGGAUCUAUCCCAUCAUUGAAGACCUUCGGCAUGCAAGUCUGCCGGCCAUCCAGGCUUUGACGAAGCUCCUCACCUGGAAGUCCGCUGCCACCUGUGUCAUUCUCAUCGUUUUGCUGGUGAUCUCAGCGCUCUUCACUUGGGCAGCGGUCAUGCAUUGGUUGGCGGGAAGCCACAAGGGUGACAUGGGCUAUUGGCAGGAGGUGUUCAUCGCAGUGCUCAGGAGCCUGGAUAACACGGUGUGUGCCCUUGUGGUCAUUGGCAUUUUCCUCCUUCAGGCCUCAUGGCUGACGGCCAUCUCCAGCGGCAUCAAGAUGCUCACCCGCUCGGGCCAUGGCCGAGAUGCCCCCGCCCAGUGGGCCUUCUUCCGGGAAGAUCCGGCGCAGGCGGAGUUUUUGCGAAGCCUCCAAAACCCGAGCGAACACCGAACAGGGGUGGUGGAGGAGCACCCCGCGAACGGGAUGUUUCAUUUGCCCUACAUGACCGCCGACACGGGUAGCGCUUCGGCCACUUACCAAGCCACGCACAGCUCCUCGAUGGGACCUCACAGCUCCUCAAUGGGACCGUGA